GAUUUUGAGUGGAGUGUGGCUUUUUGGCUCAGGGGAGCCAGUGCUCCAGGGGUUGGUUGCCGUCCGAUUUAGAUCCCAUGUAAUCUUCUGACAUGGGCUAAAGUUGUGCCGCUGCUUUUAAUACAGGGGGAUUUAGAUUACUAUAAUCUCUAACGAAGGCGCGGUACAGGAUCAAAUUUGAAUAUCUGGGCCGCUAGCCCCCUGCAACAUUUAAUCCACCUUUAUUGCAGCCCAUCUGCUAGCGUCUCACCUGGGAAGGCCAUUACGAAAAUGCCCCUGUGCAAAUCAUAGGCCCAGACGCUCUUACUCCAGACCCAUCUUGUUCUUUCGAAGCUUUCGAUUCUCGCCGUUCGGCCUGAGGCUCAAGCCUGUCGCAGGUUUGAAAGGCAAAGAGCAUGUCGGAGAUGGAAACUGGGCCUUCAGGCACGAGUAGCCAAGGCCAUCAGCCCGGAGUAAUCCUCGGCCUCAUGGGUGAGGAAGGCGACGGGGAUUCAUUUUUCAGCACCAUUGAAUCAGUACGCCGAGUAGCGGGCGAAGCAACCACCAGAUCUGAGUUGAGCCCAGACCAGACGAGGUUACAGUAGAUUUCAGAAACCGCAGCAGAACUCUCGGGAGAAACUCUAGGAGCUUGCGACAAGACGAAGAGCUCCAGAUCUGGCAGCAGGAAACGAUCUGCCGAACUUCCUGCCGCUAGAUUAUCGCCAUGCUCCAAAUCUGCAUUCCAGAGAUGCGUUGAAAGAGCUGGUGACAGGGAAGGGAGGCACAUUUUUGAGCCUGUUGUUGGCACAACAUUCGACUCGAGGGAAGAAGCGUACGAUCUCUACAACCUUUUUUCCUGGGAGGUUGGGUUCGGCAUAAGAUACGGGAAAAGCAGGAGGAACGAAUCCAAGUACCAGAACAGCCAAGACAUAGUCUGUCAGUGCGCCGGGGUCUACGGAAAAGAGAACAGAUCGACUUGCAGGAAUGGAUGCCUGGCGAUGAUAAGGCUUCUGAGAACUGAGGAUCACGGAUGGUUUGUUAGCAGGUUGGUCAACGAGCACACACACCCAUUGUCUGAAAGUUGUGGAGAAAAGAAACAAUGGAACUCGCACAGUGUAAUCGACCCAUUAACUAAGGAUUUUAUUAAGAACCUGAGAUAUAAUAAUGUUAGUGCUGGUAAGAUUUUCAGCAUAGUUGGUGCGGGGGAUGGAUCCGGAAUGGGCGUUCCUUUUAGGAGGCAGACGUUGAAAUCAUUGUGCGCUAGGUUAGCGAGAGAGUCCAUCGACGACGACAUGACCAAAACAAUCCGUAUCUUGCAAGAUCUGUCUUCGAAAGACCCAAAUUUUUCAGUCAGGGUGGAAGUUGACGAGGGGAGCAGAGUCAAAACAGUCUUAUGGUGCAACGGGAAAAACAAAAUUGACUAUGCACAUUUUGGUGAUGUGCUCACGUUCGACACAACAUAUAGAACAAAUCUCUACAACAUGCCUUUUGCGUUAUUUGUGGGAGUAAAUGAGCAUUACCAGUCAACUAUUUUUGGCGGCGUCCUACUACGAGACGAGAAGAUACCGUCAUUCGAAUGGGCGUUCAGUACAUUCGUAGAACUGAUGAAUGGGAAACAUCCAGUAACAAUGCUUACAGACCAGUGCCAGUCCAUGGAAGCGGCUAUAAGAAAAACACUGCCUAUGACUCGUCAUAGGUGGUGCAAAUGCCACGUGCUUCGCGCUGCAAAAGAGAAGAUUGGUCACGUCUACAGCAAGAGAUACGGGUUCAAGAGGGAUUUCCAUGAUCUUAUUAUCAACGAGACUUCAGCUGAAAAAUUCGAGCACGGGUGGACCGAUUUGGUAGCCACAUAUGAGCUGGGUGACAACAGUUUCCUUGAAAGAAUAUACAACAAGAGGAGUAUGUGGGCAAAGCCAUAUUUCAUGGAAACAUUAUGCGCAGGCAUGACUAGCACCCAGAGAAGUGAGAGUGCCAACCAUUUACUGAAGAUGUUCAUACCGAGAUCUUCCCCGAUGCAUCUUUUCAUCCGGCAAUACAACAACAUGUUUGAGUCCAGGUUAUCUGAUGAGCAGCAACAAAUUCAUGUAUGCCGCCAAAAGAGGAGGUUGCUGAAGCAAGGAGUUCCAAUCGAGCUUGAUGCUGCUGUUGUUUACACAAAGGCUAUGUACGAGCGAUUCUCGCUUGAAUUAUUCAACUCUGGGUCUCUUGUCGUAAGCAAGGCUUUGCCAGGAUCAGUGUUCAAAGUUAGGACGGCUGAUUCAUACGUCACAUCGGAGUAUGAUGAUAAAGAAUAUACUGUCCAAAUAGAAGAGGGUGGUCGAUUCGUGCAGUGUGAUUGCGGGUUUUUUUAGCAUGUUGGGAUGUUGUGCUCGCACUCCUUGAAGGUGCUCGUCCAGAAAGAUUACCAGAAAUUGCCGGAGAAGAACAUUCUCAAGAGGUGGACCUUAUGGGCUAGGCAGACAAACAGCGAUCAUGUAGCUUGUGCCACGACCAACCUGGCUCACGCCACAUCUGAAUCGUACAGGCGCAAUGCACUAUACCUAGCUGCGAUGGACCUGUAUAAGGAAGGGCUGACAAGCGAAGACACAUUUGGAAUCGCAAUGGAGGCGAUCAACACCGCCAAUGCAGGCAUCUUGAGCAUGAAAAAAACUGAAGUACCAAGCUCGUGUACCAAGGAACCUGAAAUUUCAGUCAUGGUAGACAGAGGACAGCAAAUUUUGGCUCCCGAGAGGAAGAUAACCAAAGGGAGGACAUGCACGGUCAGACCAAAGAGUCGUAUGGACUAUGUUGUUGCUAAGAAGAUCAAGGAUGCCAAAUUAUCCAAGCUAUGUGGUCAUGGUAAAGGUGCUGACUGUGAUGAUGAUUCUUGUCAAAUCUUACCACAACCAUCCAAGACACGUCUCACGCGGUGCAGCAACUGUCGUGCCACUGGUCACAACAGGUCGAAAUGUACAAAGAAGGGCAUGUAAUUAUUUUUAUAUCUCUAGGUAUAUGUUCAGAGAGAAAUAAAUUAUGUUGCUUUGCUAUCUUCUAUGCACAUUUCCGCAAACUCUCUGUGAAUGAUCUGUCAAUUCAAUUGUUUAGUUCCCUUGGGUCAAAA
This is a messenger RNA of Brachypodium distachyon (stiff brome), 3079 nucleotides long. RefSeq names its product protein FAR1-RELATED SEQUENCE 5. The record is from RefSeq and is a predicted model, not a curated record. The transcript is spliced from 7 exons. Gene Ontology annotation, biological process: regulation of DNA-templated transcription. NCBI's taxonomy places the organism in Eukaryota, Viridiplantae, Streptophyta, Magnoliopsida, Poales, Poaceae. Bases 978 to 2330 code for a protein of 450 amino acids.